Neospora caninum is the source of this 4299-nucleotide messenger RNA. RefSeq names its product putative ATP-dependent helicase. Gene Ontology annotation, biological process: maturation of SSU-rRNA from tricistronic rRNA transcript (SSU-rRNA, 5.8S rRNA, LSU-rRNA). Gene Ontology annotation, molecular function: RNA binding. The record is from RefSeq and is a predicted model, not a curated record. Gene Ontology annotation, cellular component: nucleolus; intracellular anatomical structure. NCBI's taxonomy places the organism in Eukaryota, Apicomplexa, Conoidasida, Eucoccidiorida, Sarcocystidae. Bases 1 to 4299 code for a protein of 1432 amino acids. The transcript is spliced from 13 exons.
AUGGACCCCGUCGACCUGCUUGCAGUUGCGGACGACCGUGAAACGGCAGAAAAGCCUGAGCUCCAGAGAGACGCCCCAGACCCCUCGACGCUUUCCCCAGAAGAGUCGCGAAGUGAGGCUGGUCUCCAGUCGCCUGGCGCGGCUUCCUUCUGCAAGUCGGAGGCGACGCCAAACGGCAGAGACGGCAUACGCGAGACGAAGAAACCGGCGGCGUUUGCUGCCCUCGAGCCUCUGCGGAAAGGGAAGAGAAAGCGCAGGGAGGGUCGCCAGGAGAAGCGGGAAGCACUAGAGCAACAGUUGCGAUUGGCGCACGAACAACAGAUGCAGCAGAGGAGUCAGGACUCGACGAAAGCUCGGGACGAAGGACUGAAAACACAGUGCGCGAAAGCGAGGAAGACGCAAACACCACAGCCAGAAGGAAAACAAGCAGACGGUAACUGCGCCAAACGCAAACUCGCAGAGGAGAAUGCAACAGCCUCAGCUCAGACAUGUUGCCAACUUGGGGAGUGUGAGGACCGCGAGAGUGAGAUCAAGGAGGCCAGACAAAGUGGCGAUUCUUCUUCUCCGUCUUCUCCGUCUCCCCCCUCUUCUUCUUCCUCUUCUUCUUCUUCUUCUUCUCCCGUGACGUAUGCGCCUCUGCUGGCAACAUCUCAGAUCCGGAGAUCCGAGGAAGUGGAGAGGACGCGCCUCGCGUUGCCGGCUGCGGAAGUGGAGAGCAAAUUCGUGAGUUUUUCCAGCCAGCACCGACACCCGCGGCGCCAAGAAGCGGACGAUGUUGAUUCGGACGAACACGACGGCUCGGUUUCUGGGACAGACGUGGAGGGCCAAGAGGACGAGGAGGCGAACAACCGAGAGGAAGCCGGAGAGCAGGGGAAGCAGCGCAGGGAUUUCGCAGAUUGGCGGCGUCGCUUGGAGCUGAAGGAGGAGAGAACGCGAAGGCGCGAAAAAAUGAUGAAGACGCGGAGGCAUGCAGACGUCAUAUGCGUGUCAGGAGAAACAGGGUCGGGGAAGAGUACGCAGAUUCCCCAAUUCCUCUUUGAGGCCGGAAUCUGCUACCCCACGCUCCACCUCCCUGUCACACCUUCUGCCGCAACCAGCGCGUCUUCUCCGUCUUCUCGCGUCGUGUCUUUGCGGCUGAAGAUCGGCGUGACGCAGCCCCGUCGCGUAGCCGCUGUGAUGGUGGCGCGACGCGUCGCUCAAGAGCUCGGAUCAGAAAAGCUCGUUGGCUACCACAUUCGCCACAAGAGCGAGAAUCUCGGCCCCGAGUGCCGCAUCAAAUUCAUGACGGACGGCGUCCUGCUCAGGGAAAUUCAGCGCGACUUUCUCUGCUCGGAGUACGCAUGCAUCAUCAUCGACGAGGCCCACGAGCGCUCCGUGAACACGGACUUGCUUAUUGGUCUUCUCUCGCGUGUCGUGAAGCUCCGCCGCAGCAAGUUCGAGGCCGGUGAAGUGCCGCUCCCUCCGCUCAAACUCGUGAUCAUGUCCGCCUCGAUGCGAGCGAAGGACUUCACCGAAAAUCCCCUACUGUUCUGUCCCCCGCCGGCGCUCCUCUCCAUUCCAGCCAAGCAGUUCAAAGUGGCGUCGUUCUUCUCGAGACGCACGCCGGAGAACUACGUGGACGCGGCUAUCAAGAAAUGCAUACAGGCUCACUGCAAGCUUCCGCCGGGGUCGAUUCUUCUCUUCGUGACGGGCCGCGAAGAAGUCGAGGAAGUGGUGGCAGCCCUCGCGCGGUGGGACAGGCGACGCGCAGAGCGCGCGCGGAGAGUGAGGCCUCUGCCAAGCGGAGACACUGGAACCGUGGAGCGGGGCGAAGGCGAGACCGAAGUUGGAGAGGAGAGCGAGGAGGCGUUUCUGCUUCCGGAAGAAGAGGCGGAAGCGACUGGAUCGGGCGGGAGGCAGCAGGCGUCCGAUGACAGCGGAGAUGACGAGGAUGGCCAGUCCGGCGCUGGAAACUGGAAGCCAAAGUGCGACACGAGAGCCGAAAAAGGCUCAGCCGGACGCUCGCGGCGAAGCGUCUCUUCGUGGCAGCUAUUGGACAGUGAAUCCGAGGCCGAGAACGAGAGUGCAAAUGACGGAAAAGAUGAUCGUGGAGCGAGUGCACUUUGUUCUUUGUCGCCUUCUUCUGCUGUCUCUGCUUCUCGCGCGGCCGUCUCCGACGAGAGUCUGUCGACGGAGAAGCCCGUGAGUCGCCGCGAGCGGCGCGGCGAAGGCUCCACCGUCUGGCGUGGUGCAGGGGGCGCAGGCGUGAGGAAGAAGGAAGAAAAUUCCGAGUCGAACCCGGAGGAAGAACCGUUCUAUUCCCAGUUGACGCCGAUUCCGCUCUACGCUGCCCUGCCGCCGAGGGAACAGUUGAAGGCCUUUCGUCUCCCGGAAGAUCAGGAGCGGCUCGUUAUCGUUGCCACAAAUGUCGCCGAAACUUCCGUAACUCUGCCGAAUGUGCGAUACGUGAUUGACACAGGUCGCGAGAAGCGGCGAGUGUUUGCCUCCGAAGAUGGAGGCGCCUCAGAGGUUUCGUGCGUCUCUCGGUUUCAGAUUUCCUUCAUCACACAGGCCUCAGCCCUCCAGAGGGCAGGGCGCGCAGGCCGUGUCGGGGCCGGUUUCUGCUAUCGCCUGUAUUCGUCGAGCGUCUACGAACACAUUUUCGAGCCGUCCAGCCUCCCCGCGAUCACCACGACGCCCCUCGACUCUCUCCUCCUCUACAUGUCCAAUCUCGCGCGUGCUCUCGCUGGGGCCCGCGAACGUCUGGUGGCGUUGGGGGCCUUGGAGCCCAGAGUGCUUCCAGCGGGCCUGGCUCCGUUCAAAAGGGGACAGCUCGCCAGCGACGGGGCCUUGCACGCACUUGGCGCGCAGCCACCCUCGGGCAAAGGCGGCGAAGAAUACAAGUGCACGAGGCUCGGGGCGAAACUCGCAGACUUUCCGAUCCCGCCGCGCUACGCGAAAAUGCUUCUCUUUGCUUUGCUCAAAUCGCGACAGCUGGGGCCCGACUGCCUCGCCCUCUGCUGUCUCCUCGUCGGCGCCCUGUCUGUGGGGGAGCUGGCGGCUCCGCGCGCGCGUUUCACCCGGCCGCAAGGCGAGAAGCGACAACAGGGCGCGGCCACCGCGGACCACGCGCGAGCCUCAGCAGGCCUCGAGGAAGACAGCGAUGAAGAUGGAGACGACGAAGACGAAGACGAUGAAGACGAGGGCGAGGCGAACGCGAAGGCCCCGGGUUUCCUGUCAGAAGAGCGGGAGAAGGACGCGACGGGGUAUCCGUGGCAGGAGUACAGCAACGACAUCGACGCGUAUCUGUGGAUGUGCGGCGCGUAUUGCCACGCCGUGCAUCGCGGCAAGUUCUGCCGGCGCUUCGGCUUAAAUGCGAAGAAGAUGAAGGACGUCUUUCUGCUCGGGAACCAGCUGGCGGGCAUCCUGCUGCCGCUGUACAUCCGACAGGCCAGCAAGUCAGCAGCGGAGGGGUCCGCAAAAAAGCGAAAACAUGACGAGAAACCCUCCGUUCUCCAACUACCACUCAAACCCCAGCCGCCCUCAGACCGCAUACGGCUCGCUCUCCACGCCUGCGUCCUCGAAGGCCUCGUGGACCAUGUGGCGGUGCUGGUGGAGGCUUCGACAAGACGCGACCUGACCGGGGGAGGCCCUGCGCCUUCCAAAAGCGAAGGCGGGUACCGAACCGCCGAACUCAAGACGGCUGAGGACGGAAGUCAACAGCUCGCCUUUCUCCACCCUUCUUCCAACCUUGCCAAACACCGACUGCGUCCGAAGCUGGUGGUUUACAAUUUCAUCCUGACCACGUCGAGACCUUUCCUGCGAGACUGCCUGGCCAUCGACAGCGAAUCUCUCAGUCUCUGUUCGUCACCGCUGGUGCGCGUUGGCGACUUCCUGGAGAUCCCCGCGCCCGUCUACGAUCCUGGGCGAGACGCGGUGGUGGCGUGGCAGAAGCCCAUGUACACUCCCUUGAGUUUGCCGCUGCCAGCUGUCGAGGGAGAGCUCCCGGAGACGCAUGCACUCUUCUACCCCACGGUCGCGUGCGCCUUUCUGGAAGGCAAACUGUUCCCCAAGUUGGCCGCCUUUGCCUCGAGUCUCAUCGUGGCACCUCAGACGGCGCUGGCAGGGGCCAGGACCUCCUGCCACGCGCUUCGCGAGUUCCUGCUCCCGCUCGAAACCCAUAAGCUGACCUGCAGGAAAGCGUUCGUGCAAAUGUGGAAAGAGAAAAAGGGCUUUCUCCUGUCGGAGUACAUCAAGCUUCAGCGUUUCGCAGACUACAAGAAAAUCCGCGAACUCAGUGACCUGUGGCCGCCCCUCUGA